Ixodes scapularis (black-legged tick) is the source of this 1200-nucleotide messenger RNA. Its product is annotated as intracellular coagulation inhibitor 1-like. The transcript has a single exon. The coding region runs from base 1 to 1200 and encodes 399 amino acids. NCBI's taxonomy places the organism in Eukaryota, Metazoa, Arthropoda, Arachnida, Ixodida, Ixodidae. Gene Ontology annotation, molecular function: serine-type endopeptidase inhibitor activity. The record is from RefSeq and is a predicted model, not a curated record.
AUGUUUGCCGGAAAGGUGUUUCUCGUCGUGUUCUUCCUGCUAGCGGGAGAUAGCGAAUGCAAUGCUGAAGAUGGCAACGUGAAGCUCGCCAGAGCCCAGAACCAUUUUGCCCUCAAGCUUCUCAAGGAACUGUGCAGCAAAGACCCGGAAUCAAACAUUUUCCUUUCGCCGACUAGCAUCUCCGUCGCACUCGCCAUGGUCUACGCCGGCGCCAGGGGCAAGUCCGAAGCGGAAAUUUCCACUGCCCUCGGCCACGUCGCAGCAAGACUGUCCAGCAGAGAAUCUAUACUGGAGUCUUACAAGAAGAUUCUGGCAGAACAGCAGACUGAUGACAAUGUAAGUUUCAUGAUAGCCAAUGCAGUCUUUGUGGAUAAAAGACUGAAAAUCCUCGAAAGUUACCAGAAGGAGCUUGUUGACACCUUUGCGGCAAUGUUCCGGUCGGUGGACGUUGUGGCAGAAAAGUCUGCCAUGGAAUCCGAGGUUAACGAGUGGGUGAAGAACAAGACCAGAGGCAAGAUCUCGGGCUUCGAAAUUCCCUCAGACACCAUAAUGGCGCUCCUCAAUGCCAUUUACUUCAAGGGGCUAUGGAAGACCCCUUUCAAACUCAACAAUACAUCCCCCCUUCCUUUUUACAACAAGGGAUCUGAGGAGGUUAAGGUAGAAACCAUGAUGCGAUACGGAAAUGUACCGUUCACCUCUGAACCCGACUUUGAAGCCAUAGAACUGUCUUACAAAGGGGACAGACACUGCAUGGUAAUCGUACUUCCAAGUGAAAAAAAGGAACUUGCCAAGCUCCGGGACGCCAUGACUGUCGAGAGCAUAGAAAAAAUCCAGGAAAGUUUGAAAGAGGAGACUCUCGAGAUUCAACUUCCUAAGUUCGAGUUGAAAACGGAGUACGGCCUCGUCCCUGCCCUGAAGAAGUUGGGUAUGCGUUCGAUCUUCUCUGACGCCGAUCUGUCGGGAAUCACUCGCGAACGAGGGCUGAGGGUAACCGAGGUCCAGCAUAAGGCAGUCAUCGUGGUCAACGAAGAGGGCACGGAGGCCGCCGCCGCAACAGUAGUGCGAAUAGGAAAAAGCCUUCCACGAUCCUUCGCCGUGAAUAGACCUUUCCUGUUCUACAUCCGCGAGAAGGCUACCGGCCGUCUGCUGUUUUUGGGAGAAGUGCACAAACUCCCAGCCGCUAAGCCCACGCUUGAUUAG